This is a messenger RNA of Cuscuta europaea, 343 nucleotides long. NCBI's taxonomy places the organism in Eukaryota, Viridiplantae, Streptophyta, Magnoliopsida, Solanales, Convolvulaceae. The record is from the annotation of a GenBank genome assembly.
UCCAAAUCAACCAAACCCAAAAAACCCUACCCAACAAUUCGAAAAUCUCCAUUCUUGGACAUUCAAGGUCCGAAAUCUUCCCAAAAAUUCUCAACCAAUACCAUAUUCUUGCUCUUCUCAUCAUCCUCUUCAACACCAUACCCAUAAAAGCCAUCCAAACUCCACCCUACCCAAAAGUCCGAAAUUCCUCAAGCAAAAUAACAAAAAAAAUCCAUCCCAUGGCUCCAAAAAAAUCCAAAACUUCUUCUUCAAGGGCCAUCCCACCCGUGGCGGGCUAUGAAAGCGUGGAAUUUGCAACAGAGGCACACAAAACACUCUUCAAGGAACAAGCCAAAAGGGAGGU